AUGAUAGAAGAUAUAUCUAACAAUGUACCCCCAACAGCAACUCCAACCCCAACCAUUGUCGUCCCUCAACAACAAAAAGUAAUUGCACAACUUACUGAAGAACUCCGUCUCACUAGAUCAGGUCCACCACAACUACCUCCUGCCGCCACUCUGUCAUGGUUCACUGACGAGGAAGAUUUUUCUACUCUUCCAGAAACACAAUACUCCUUGGCUCCCUGGCACCAACCAGAUAGAGUAUUAGCUCUCAUAAAAAAUCUAGUCCAACACCAAGCGAUACGCGAAGCUGCUGCUGCUCGUUUAUUUCAAGCCCCUUCAGCUACUCGAGGUUUCCAAUACUUAUAUAUACCUACCAAGGUACAUGUUCCCCUCGGUAAGUUAAGAACUACUUUCAAGAAAUUGGAAGUCAAUAAUGGCCGUUUCCUAGAUCUACACUACGCUGACUGUAACAUUGUUGCAGUACUCGUCCAUAAUGACUAUGCUCCCGAACUUCAAGAACUGUUAACUAAAUGA
This is a messenger RNA of Cokeromyces recurvatus, 510 nucleotides long. RefSeq lists its product as uncharacterized. The coding region runs from base 1 to 510 and encodes 169 amino acids. NCBI's taxonomy places the organism in Eukaryota, Fungi, Mucoromycota, Mucoromycetes, Mucorales, Mucoraceae. The transcript is spliced from 3 exons. The record is from RefSeq and is a predicted model, not a curated record.